Molecule: messenger RNA, 717 nt
Organism: Saccharomyces mikatae IFO 1815
Lineage: Eukaryota; Fungi; Ascomycota; Saccharomycetes; Saccharomycetales; Saccharomycetaceae
Gene: THG1
Product: tRNA guanylyltransferase
Exons: 1
Coding region: 1-717 (238 amino acids)
Biological process (GO): tRNA modification
Molecular function (GO): magnesium ion binding; tRNA guanylyltransferase activity
Source: RefSeq, a predicted model, not a curated record
AUGGCAAAUUCUAAAUUUGGAUACGUGAGACAAUUUGAAACGCACGACGUUAUUUUGCCUCAGUGUUACAUUGUGAUAAGGAUAGAUGGCAAGAAGUUUCAUGAAUUUUCCAAGUUUUACGAAUUUGCCAAGCCAAAUGAUGAAAAAGCCCUGAUGCUAAUGAAUGCGUGUGCAAAGAAUCUUGUGCUUAAAUACAGAAAUGAUACUAUAUUGGCUUUUGGGGAAAGUGAUGAGUAUUCAUUUAUUUUGAAGUCUGACACAGCUUUAUUCAAUAGAAGAAAGGAUAAACUUGCAACUUUAUUUGGUUCCUUUUUCACGUCUAAUUAUGUUGCAUUAUGGGCCAAAUUUUUUCCAGACAAGCCGCUGAGCAUCAAGCAUUUGCCAUACUUCGAUUCAAGGUGCAUCGCAUACCCCAAUUUACAAACAGUAAAGGAUUAUUUAUCUUGGAGAUAUGUCGAUACACAUAUAAACAACCUUUAUAAUACAACCUUUUGGCAAUUGAUAAUAAAAUGCGGUUUAACACCUCAGGAAUCCGAGAAAAAACUAUGUGGAACAUUUAGUAAUGAUAAACAGGAAAUUCUAUUUUCUCAAUGUGGAAUAAACUAUAACAAUGAACCUGAGAUGUUCAAAAAGGGCUCGUUAGUAACGAAAAAAGGAGAGAUUCUCCAUAUCAAUGUCAUCGCACAGAUAAAUGAGUUGUUCCGAGGAUAUCAAUAA